Molecule: messenger RNA, 478 nt
Organism: Aplysia californica (California sea hare)
Lineage: Eukaryota; Metazoa; Mollusca; Gastropoda; Aplysiida; Aplysiidae
Product: NAD(P)H-hydrate epimerase
Cellular component (GO): mitochondrion
Molecular function (GO): NAD(P)HX epimerase activity
Source: RefSeq, a predicted model, not a curated record
CACUGUCCUCUCAACAGACGUCCAAACUUUUGAAACUUCUGAAACUUGCAAUUCUUGGCACUCGAUUGUUAUCUUAUCAGCUGAAUUCAAUAGUUUCAGCUAACCAGUCGAGGCUUUUCAUUUACUGGUGUGUCAGAAUAUCUGAGUGAGUGCGUCUGUCAGUUGUCGCUCCUUCGAGAGAGUCCGUCUGCUUCAUGCUGUCCAUCAGUCGCGCAGCUUACAGCGCAAACACUGCCCUCAGGGGCUCCAUAGCUUCGGAAGUCGCAGCGCAGAUCAAAUCUCGUCAUUUCUCGUCGCACACUGACAACAGCUGGGGGAUUGUCGCAAACCGUUUUGUGUUCCCGACAAAUUCUGGGAAGCUCGCGACAGAAUCAUCUCUUCUUCCUCCUUUCCGUGGAUUUACCAGUCCCUGUGGUGUUCGUCUCACAAGGAACCUUAACACAAUGGCUGUCGACGCUAAAGAUCUGAAGUAUUUGGG